UACAAGUCUUGUUAACUUGCAUUUCCUUCUACCUUGCAUUGCAUUUUCUUUCCACUUCAAUUUUUCAAACUAUUCUUACUCUCUUGAACUAAGUUAUGGCUGCCAUUGUUGGAGGAGCACUUCUUUCAGCUUCAAUGGAGAUGUUGGUGAAAAAGGUUGUUUCUGGUGAGUUUCUGGAUUUGUUUCGGAGGACUAAGCUCGACGUUGAGCUGUUGGAAAAGCUGGAGAUAACACUGCUGAGUCUUCAAUCUGUACUUUAUGAUGCUGAGGACAAACAGAUCACUAACCCUGCUGUCAAGAAGUGGCUGGAGAUGUUGCAAGAUGCCGUCUUUCAAGCUGACGAACUGUUCGACGAAUUCAACACUGAAGCUUUAAGGUGCAAAGCUGAAGGUGGUCAGGUUCUUAAUAAGUUUUCUUCUUAUUUUAAGAGGUUUAAUAAAAAGAUCAAUUCUAAACUACAAAAAUUAUUUGGAAGAUUAGAACAUUUGAGAAACCAAAAUCUUGGAUUGAAAGAAGGUGUUUCCAGCUGUGUUAGGAAUAUAACUCCUACAAGUCCUUUUUUAGGAGAUGAAUCUGCUAUUUAUGGCAGGGAUGAUGAUAGAAAGAAACUCAAAGAGUUUUUGCUGUCAGAGGAUGGUUGUGAUAGUGGAAAUAAAAUAGGAGUGAUUUCCAUCGUGGGUAUGGGAGGGUUAGGAAAAACGACACUAGCUAAUCUACUUUAUAAUGAUCGUGAUGUGAAGGAGAAAUUUAAGUUGAGAGGAUGGUCACAUAUUCCAAAAGAUUUUGAUCUUGUCAAUAUCACUAAAACCAUUCUUGAAUCUGUCACUUCAGGAACAAUUACAGACACUGACUUUGUUAAGCUUCAGGCACAAUUGCAGCAAAGUUUAAGUAACAAAAAGUUUUUACUAGUAUUGGAUGAUAUAUGGUACGGAAAUUAUGUUGGUUGGAAUAAGCUAAGUGAUAUCUUUAAUGUUGGACAAGAAGGAAGUAAGAUCAUCAUCACAACUCGUGAUGAAAGAGUUGUACUACCCAUGCAAAAACUUAUCUAUGUGCACCAUUUAAGAUCUUUGGAAACUGGAGAUUCAUGGUCUUUACUAGCCAGACAUGCAUUUGUAGAAAUAAACUACCAGCAACAUCCCAAUCUAGAAGAAGUUGGUAGAGAACUUGCCAAAAAAUGUGGCGGUUUACCAUUAGCUGCAAUAGCACUUGGGGCUAUUCUCCGGUUCAUGUCACCAGAUCGUUGGAGUGAUGUAUUAAAAAGUAGUAUUUGGGAACAUACAAGUGAAGAUGUGAAACCAUCUCUGCUACUGAGCUAUCAUUACCUUCCAGUUUCUCUAAAAGGAUGCUUUGCUUAUUGUGCAAUUUUUCCAAAGAACUCAGUCUUAGUGAAAAAGACGAUGGUUCAGUUGUGGAUUGCAGAAGGCUUAAUACCUCAGCCGAGAAAUGAGAAUAGAUGGGAAAAAGUAGCUGAAGAAUGCUUUGAUAAUCUAGUGCGUAGGUGUCUGAUACAUCGCCGCUCUAUUGGGGAUGGGGAAGUUUGCUUUGAAAUGCACGACCUCAUCAAUGAUUUAGCAAUGGCAGUUUCAUCUCCGUAUUGCACUAUAUUGGACACACAUAAGCCAGAUAUAAGGGUGCGAUACUUGGCAUACGACAGAUUUGAAUAUAACUCAGACGAUAAAUUUGAAAAAUUGCAUGGAUUAAAAAGACUACGAACUUUUCUACCCAUGCCAUUGGAAUCUUUUGGGUAUUAUGAGAAUUUUGUAUCGUCAAAGUUAUUUUCUGAUUUGUUGUCAACAAUGACACAAUUGCACGUGUUGUCUCUUUCAAACUCUUUAAAUUUCACAAAGUUACCCAACUCAAUUGGAAAUUUGAUUUACUUGCGAUACUUGAAUCUCUCUUACACUAAGAUUAAAAGUUUGCCUUCAGAAACGUGCAAGCUUUACAAUUUGCAGACUUUGUUGUUGUCAUAUUGCUAUAAACUCAUUGAAUUUCCAGAAGACAUGGGAAAAUUGGUGAAACUACGCCACCUUGAUAUCAGAUGCACGAAACUGAAGAAAUUGCCGAGACAAAUGUCCAAAUUAGAAAAUCUGCAAACAUUGUCGAACUUUAUUGUGAGCAGCGUUAAGGAUGUUGGGUUGAAGAUUGAAGAUCUUGGAAAAUUUCCCCAUCUACGAGGAAGCCUUUCCAUCUCACAACUUGAAAAUGUAAAUGACCCAUCCCAUCCUUCUCAAGCAAACUUGGAUUUGAAAAGAGAAAUUGAUAAGUUGGAACUAGGAUGGUCUUACACUGCUCCUUCAAACUCACAAAUACAAGUACUCGAACGGCUGCGUCCGUCGACAAAUUUGAAGAGUUUGACCAUCUCUGGAUUUGGUGGAGACAAAUUAUCAAAUUGGGUGGGAGAUCCUUUAUUUGUAAACAUGGUGUGUUUGAAGAUCACAGGGUGUAAAAGAAUUUCAGUGCUGCCAUCCGUGGGGCAACUCGGUAACCUAAAACAACUUUUUUUUAGUAAGAUGGAAUCUGUAAAGAGUGUUGGUACUGUGUUCUAUGGAAGUGGUUCUUCUUCAUUUCAACCAUUUACCUCUUUAGAGAUUCUAAGCUUUGAAGAUAUGCCAGAGUGGGAGGAAUGGAAGUUGAUUGGAGGUACAUCUAUAGAGUUUCCUAGUCUUAUACGUUUGUCUCUAAACAACUGUCCAAAACUGAAAGAAAACAUACCUGGCAACCUUCCUAAGCUUGAAAGUUUGUCAGUUGAAGAUUGUCCCAAACUUGAAGGGAUGACACCCAACAAUCUUCCUUCUCUUGUCGACCUUAGGUUAAGUGGUUGUCCCUUAUUGAUGGGGUCAAGACAUUCUAUUACAAACCCACCAUCUGACGUAUUCAGCCAAUUGGUGAUUUGUCUCAAUUCUCUUCAAAAGUUGACCUUAACCAAUAUUCCAUCUCUAACAUCCUUUCCGAUAGACGGUCUUCCCAAAACCUUACGAUCUCUCUCUAUCUUUUUCUGUGAGAAUCUAGAGUUCUUUUCUCAUGAAUCUUUUCAUAAUUACUCAUCACUGGAGGAUUUGCAUAUCUUCAGUAGUUGUAAUUCAAUGACAUCAUUUACCUUGGGCUCUCUCCCUGUCCUCAAAAGUCUAUAUAUUUCUGAUUGUAAACAUUUAAAAUCCAUAUCAAUAGCAGAAGAUGCAUCGGAACCAAAUCUAGUGUUUCUUAGAAGCAUCACAAUAGUGGAAUGUGAUGAACUGGAGUCAGUUUCCUUAAGUCGAUUACCCAUUCCUAAACUCACUGAUUUAUGUUUGACGUGGUGCAAAAAGUUUCGUUCUCUACCUGAAUCAAUAAAGUGUCUAACUAGCCUUCAAAAAAUGGAAAUUCAUAACCUUCCAAAUCUGCAAUCGUUUUCCAUAGAUGAUUUGCCGAUCACUUUGCGGGAACUGACGGUCGACAAAGUUGGAGGGAUUUUGUGGAAUACAACUUGGCGACAUCACCCUUCUCUUUCAAUGCUGAGUAUUUGGAGUAAUGAUUUUGUGAAGGGGCUGAUGAGAACGCAAGUUCCGUUUCUACCCGCUAAUCUCGUUUCCUUACGGAUCUUUUGGCUUGAAGAUAUAGAAUGCUUGGAUGGGAAGUGGCUUCAACAUCUAACCUCUCUCCAUACGCUUGCGAUUUAUGAGGCACCCAAGCUCAAGUCAUUGCCAGAAAAGGGGGACUUGCCUUCCUCUCUUAAAGAACUGCAUAUCAUAAGAUGUCCGCUGUUGGAAGCAAAUUUGCAGAGGAAGAAAGGGAAAGAGUGGAGUAAGAUUUCUCACAUUCCCAAAAUAUAUUUAACUAACGAAAAUCAUCGAAUGAGUAUUACAUCAAGGUUUUGGUUUCAUUUGGGGUUCAAAUUGAAAUGAAAUGCUUCCUCGGGCUCACAUCAGAACCCAUUUUAUUCUUGCUGCUGACAUGGGUCACUGAAAAGGAUUGAUAAUUCCAACAAGAGAGAAGUCACAUUCUCAAAGAAGGCUAACAAUGUUGAUUCAAAGAUGAAGGAGAUUCAAAGAGAACAAAUUGCAAAGCCAGAGACAAAACAAUUGAAAGAAAGGUUUUAUCGAUGUCACAAACAAACAAGAUUGCAAGAAAAGUGUUUGUAUCUCCUCUAAGGCAUUUAACCGAAUGUUUCACUCUACAAGACUACAACAUGGCUAUAUAGAAUGCUUGGAUGGAAAGUGACUUAAACAUGGUUAUCAGAAGAGGGGAAGUUUCCCUCUCUCUUAAAGAUCUGAAAAUCAAUUUGUGUGGAAGAAACGAGGAAAAAAGUGGUGUAAGAUUGCUCAUAUUCCCAGCAUGUUUAUGUGUCCCGGUGAGUUGCUCACAUUUGGGGUUGAAAUUCAGAAUUCCAACACAGACAAGUAUGUGUCUCGAUUUUGUGAUUUUGUUUUACCUACAUGCAAGUUUUUUAUUGUUCUCCUGUUAAUAUAUACAAUGAUGCAUGUAUAAAAAAUGAUAUUUUUCUUUUCUAAUAGAAUCAUGAGGGUAUUGUGAUUCCUAAUUUUUUCAUGAUAGAAAGAGAAGUGAGUAACUCAUCCAAAACUAGUUAGCUAAAUUCUUAUGUUUGGUCUAACAUGGAUGUAGCUGGAUAGGUGGAUAAGCAAGUUGGAUCAAGAAAAGUAAUAUUUAGAGUUGCAAUCUACUAUACUGAACUCAUUCACAAAAAGGAAUCAAUCAUAUGCCCGAUAUUCCAUUAAAUUGUUUGAAGCCUCAAGUGUAAUUAUACCAAAUGAAGAAAAGUAAGAAAUAGUUUUACGUUUUGAAUUUCAAUUGCCGUUGUAGAUAGACUAUCCGAUAGUUUGAUUAUCUUAUUUCAAUUUUUUUUUUGUCUUAAGAUGACUUGCAUGGUGUUCUUUGUUGUUUUCUUUUCCUCUUAGAUUCCUUAUGAGAUUGCUAUGUUUAAUAAUAUAUUUUUGUUCUUAAGGUAGAUUUCUAAAACGGUGAAGAUUCUCAGAGAGCAAGUUGUAAGCUAGAUAUAAAACAAGUACAAUUGUUGGGCACUGUCAUGAAGGAAUACGGAGGAAUUGCAAAAUUAAUCAUAGUGGGGCUCUUUGCAAAAGAAUUACAAAAGUAAUAAUUGCAGGUCUGACAUAGUGGGGCACUUUGCAAGGCUUCAUUUCAUGGCUUAACGUGUUGGAUUUUGGCAUGUCUUGUGUUGGGAAGGAGUUCGUUAAAGAUGCUGCCACGCAAACUAUUUUGAUGAGAUUUUGACUUCUUGAAAAGUUUGUGUUUGCUCAGUUGGAGGUAGAUUCAUCCAAUGGAUUACCCAACAAAUCUGAAUGAUGUCCAGAAACUUUCCACGCCUCCGUAUAAAGAUCAUCCACAUCAAUCAAGACACCUCCAGGCAUUCAAAGAACAGAAGAGAGGCACUACAACACCAUCUUUUUAUUGUUUUUUCGUCCGAUAUGACUCAUUGUUUACCGAUAAGUAAAUAGGUUGCUCGAGUUCAGAUGCUCUAUCAAAUUGUAAUCUGUAAAACAUAUGUUUGAUUAAUACAACGGAACUGCAGCUGCUCUGCAGUCGGAGACGUAGGCACAAUUGGCCGAACUUUGUUAUCAAAUAUCGCGUGUUCAGUGUUUCUGUUUUUUUUUUCAUAUUUGUUUUCUUUUGAAUUGGAAUUUGUAUUCUAACAAUUUCAAAUGCAUUGGCUGAAAACUAUAUCACAACAAAAUGACUAGUAAGAGGCUGAAAACUUGGAUGAACAAAUGGCAAACAUGUGUCUAUUAAUGCCGUUCUCUUGGGAAUACUGAUGUUGAGAAGCAAGGGAAGUACUCACAUGAAAGAAACUUGUUCAUAAUAUGAGGUUAAUUAGUUUUAAAAGAUUUAGAGAUUGGAAUGCUUUUUGAUUGGGCAUGUCGACCACCAAAUGUUAGGACUGGUAAAGAUGCUGCCAUGAUAAAGUGCUGGAGUUUAUUAUAACUUCUUGUAUUAUCCUAGCAAAUUAACGUGGACACGCUCGUAUUUGGUUGGUAUUUAAACCAAGUUUUGACAAGAGUUUUAGGGCUCAAUUGCCACCAAAACUAUUUGACACAUUCAGAAAAGGAGCAUCCCUGCCAUUCAAGGAACAGAAGAGAGCCAUGUUGGCAAGACUUAAGAGUUUAGUUGAGUGGCACUGCAACAUAUUUUUAUUGAUUUUUGUUAAAUAUGAUUCAUUGUUUACUCAUAAAUGAAUAGGUUGCUCAAGUUCAGCCGCUUUGAUAAACUGUAGCCUGGAAAAACCCAUUUGAUUAAUACAACGGCACUGCAGCAGCUUUGCAGUCGGAUACGUAGACACACUUAGCCGAACUCCGUUAUCAAAUAUUACGUGUUCU
Molecule: messenger RNA, 6326 nt
Organism: Vicia villosa (hairy vetch)
Lineage: Eukaryota; Viridiplantae; Streptophyta; Magnoliopsida; Fabales; Fabaceae
Product: putative disease resistance RPP13-like protein 1
Exons: 8
Coding region: 96-3881 (1261 amino acids)
Biological process (GO): defense response to other organism
Molecular function (GO): ADP binding
Source: RefSeq, a predicted model, not a curated record